Molecule: messenger RNA, 375 nt
Organism: Lactuca sativa (garden lettuce)
Lineage: Eukaryota; Viridiplantae; Streptophyta; Magnoliopsida; Asterales; Asteraceae
Source: RefSeq, a predicted model, not a curated record
AUGGUCAGUUUCCACUACCUUGGAGAUCCCUACUUACCCAAUCAGGGAAAUAACGGAUUGCUAAAAGAAUCUGACGAGGACCCUGAAGAGGAUCCUGGAGAAGAACAUGAAGAGGACCUUGAGGAAGAGGAAGAAGAAAUUGAGGAACCUGCGAAACCCGCGGUAGAUGAUGGUGAAGUAGAGUCUGGUGAUGACAUCAAUGAUGAUUCGGACGCAGAGUCUGAAGUCAUCAACCCACCAUACCCAGUGAGGGUGUCGGCUCACCGAAUGGGUCUAAAUGGCCCUACACCUCCUUGGGGUAUCGACAUUUGGAGGUGGAGCAGGCAACAGGGACAGCGACCCCCGUUUGGCAUGGCACGUGAGUUCUAUGACUAG